CGUGUAUAAAGUCGAGUGAUCUGAAGCGUAUCGUUGAAUAGCAGAAAGAAGUUCCACAAUACAGUCCAACAGUGCUUAACCCUUGCGGCCCUUCCCAAAUUCCAAACCUCACGUCAUCGAUCAUUCUUCCUUGACCGAUACUCACCAUGUCCUCAUCGACCCCCAUUUCAAUUGUGCCUUCUCCCACCGAACUGAAACACGGCAGAAUCAGUCAACGCAACCUCGAGAUCGCUAUCCGAGCGCUUGCCCGCGAUGGACUCGUUGUAAUUGAGGCGAUGGUUGAUCAUUCCAUUCUGGAUCGGCUGAACGCGAAGAUGGUGCACGACGCGUAUAAGCUGCAAGCGAGCAAGGAUAGUCCUUUCAAUUACAAUAAAGGGAACAUUCAGCAGGAUCCUCCGCUGACAGAAGAGUGGUUCAGCGAUGAUAUUUUCAUCAAUCCCAUGGUCACUCAAGUUACAUCAACUGCAUUGGGUCCUAAGCCUUCUUUGCGCUUUGUAUCCGGAAAUACUGCGCUACCUCCGACCGAGACGACGCCGCCCACCUCUCAGCCGACUCACAAUGACGCGGACUUUGACCACCCCAACAUCCCAUUUGCUCUGGUGGUCAACGUUCCUUUAGUGACAAUGACGCCCGAAAACGGCUCUACAGAGAUCUGGCUUGGUACCCAUAACGGUACCACCAUCGCUGACCAAGAGGGUGAACACGGCGAUCGUGCUAGUGGCAGGAUCAAGAAGCACCUGCUUGAGGCUAGAAAGGAGGUCAGACCGCCUUCUCAGCCAGUCGUAAAGAAGGGCAGCAUUAUCAUUCGCGACUUGAGACUUUGGCAUGGAGGCAAACCGAACCUUUCCACAGAGCCAAGAGUGAUGCUUGCAAUGAUUCAUUUCGCACCAUGGUACCGCAACUCCAUGGACGUAGAGUUUGCGGAAGAGCUUGCCGAUCGACUAACUCCGGAGAAGACCGGAUUGCACAUUGCUGCGACGUUUGUUACGAACGAGCAGCUGCUGAAGAAUUACCUUCACCGGCCGUUUGGAAAUGCAUACGACUUCAACCAAACUGAUAGAAUCGAGGGCAUGUUUUGAUCGCGAUAGGCAGUAUAGUCGCUCAAUUCAGAAUGCAGGAUCUCUGUGCGCAUCCAAUAUUU
Messenger RNA from Cucurbitaria berberidis CBS 394.84, 1141 nucleotides. Its product is annotated as phytanoyl-CoA dioxygenase family protein. The record is from RefSeq and is a predicted model, not a curated record. Bases 147 to 1079 code for a protein of 310 amino acids. NCBI's taxonomy places the organism in Eukaryota, Fungi, Ascomycota, Dothideomycetes, Pleosporales, Cucurbitariaceae. The transcript has 3 exons.